GGUUGCGGGACUGAUGCUCUGCGCCUUCAUCCAGCUGCAGCGUCCCAAAGCGCAGGGCAUUAGCGAUGGCGGAGAUGCAGUUACACCGCUUCACGACACCGGUCUGCUUCGGUUUAUCCAUCGGAACAAUUCUAACGCCGUGUACGCACGAGCGCGACCGUUAAUAUUCAAAUCUGGGAACAGCUAGCACGCUAAUAACGGUUUCUGACUAACCUCUGCGUUAUUCUGAGGAAGGGUUAAACGUGUGGGUGUUUUGUCCCAAUUUAGGAUUUUCCUCGUGUUCUUGAAUUUGGAAAAAUAAAAAACAAACAAAAAACGACCCUUUUUUGGAAUUCUUUACGCGUACGAGGAAAACCCGAUAGCAUUUUAGCUUCCAGGGGAUUUUGGUAGUAAAGAAGCGCUCGUGCUCGUAUCGCUCGUGCUCCUAUUCAGCCUUGUAGUAACGCUAUAUAACCUUCAGGUUCUCGUCAAUGACAGCUAAUACAGCUAGCUCGGUGUGUUAGGCGAUAUUUACAACUGUUAUUGAUUGAAUUAGUCUCAUUUAACGGAGGGAUGAGAGAGGAAAUAAAGGAGGAAAGGACGAAUUACAGGUACUUCUUAACAUCCGGUGGGACGCGUUUGACUCUCAUCAGUAGCUUCAGGUGUCGAGGUUUUGACAGUCGGUCGUUUUAGUACAGAGCUACUUAUUCAUUUAUUUCUCCAUUAAGCCAGGUUUUUAAUCUUUCGGUUAGUAAAUAAAAUCAUAAACAUGGCCUCUGGAGCUGCCAGCAUCGCCGCCGCCAUCGCCAGCAAAACCAAAACGAAGAAAAAACACUUCAUGCCGCAGAAGAAGAAGCUUUUCCGCUCCAGCGACCCUCUUCUCAGCGUGCUGAUGUGGGGGGUCAACCACUCGAUAAAUAACCUCAGUCACAUUCAGAUCCCUGUAAUGCUGAUGCCUGAUGAUUUCAAAGCCAACUCCAAAAUCAAAGUGGACAAUCACCUCUUCAACAAAGAGAAUAUGCCAAGCCAUUUCAAGUUUAAAGAGUACUGCCCGCUUGUCUUCCGAAAUCUGAGGGAAAGGUUUGCCAUCGAUGAUCAGGAGUAUCAGAACUCUCUGAUACGAAGUGCGCCGAUCCCAAGCGACGCUCAGGGCCGUAGCGGCGCACGGUUUCACACCUCUUACAACAAGAAGUACGUCAUCAAGAUUAUCACCAGUGAAGAUGUGGCUGAGAUGCACAACAUCCUGAAGAAAUAUCAUCAGUAUAUAGUGGAGUGUCAUGGCAACACACUUCUGCCGCAGUUCUUGGGCAUGUAUCGCCUCACGGUGGAUGGAGACGAGACAUACAUGAUCGUCACGCGAAACGUGUUCAGUCCCCGUCUACCUGUGCACAAAAAAUAUGACCUGAAAGGGUCCACAGUGUCCAGAGAGGCUAGCGACAAAGAAAAGCUACGCCCACCUGAAGAUGGAGCUCCAGCCAAAUCUCGCAUGAGCCAAAAGCUCCAAACUAUUCGGAUCGCCACACGCUUUUACUGCGCCAUCAGACACACUAAGGAGCUCCCAACAUACAAAGACAAUGACUUCAUCAACGAUGGACAGAAGAUCUAUAUAGAUGAGGAGAACAAGAAGAUGUUCCUGGAGAAGCUAAAGAACGACGUGGAGUUUCUAGCCCAGCUGAAGCUAAUGGACUAUAGCCUGCUUGUUGGACUCCACGAUGUGGAGCGUGGAGAACAGGAACAGCCAGAGGAGGAGAUCGAGGAGAACGAAGGAGGAGAGGAGGAGGGAGCCGAGAGCGAUGGAGGAGUGACCGGGUCUCCACCUGAGAGUCCCAGCAACACACUUGACAGCAACAAGCCACUGGGGCCUGGAGAGUUUGAUCCCAGCGUGGAUGUCUAUGCCAUACGCAGUCACGAGAAUGCCCCUAAAAAAGAAGUGUACUUCAUGGCAGUAAUCGACAUCCUCACACCAUACGACGCUAAGAAAAAAGCAGCACAUGCAGCCAAGACAGUGAAGCAUGGGGCUGGAGCCGAAAUCUCGACGGUUAAUCCAGAGCAAUAUUCCAAAAGGUUGUACGACUUCGUCACCACCAUUCUGUCCUAACCGUUGCCUGAGAUCAGCAUCAGGAGUUUAGGCCUCCAGCCUAACGUGAGGCUUUUAACUCGAUCCUUGGACAUUAACUAGAGCUGUCUGUUUACAGUUGUUUUUCUUUUCCUUUUUUUUAUUUAAUUGAUACAUGAAUUAAUAAAUAGGUUUAUGGCUGUGGAUGGACAAACAUAUAGCUGUGCGUUAUACUGUGCUGUACAUCUGUAUUAGAUAUCGUUGCCUGGGAUGUUGAGUGAUGUUUUUGUGUGUAUAUGUGGAAACCUCAAAGCUGCUUUUUACUUCUUAAUUCUGUCUUUGUUUACUGCAGGAAGACAUUAGACACGGCCACCUUUCUGCUUUUACACUUUAGCCACCCUGUAACCAUAACAAUGCUCCUAGCUUGUAUCCUCUGGCUUGCUCGCUAGAUUAUUCUUUGAUGACAAGGUUGUUCGACUUCAAGAUAUUUUGAGCUGUGACACAUAAUGUACUGGUGAACAUCCGAAAAAUAGACACAGUUAUUUUUAUUUGACAAAGAAGCAUUUGCUAGUCAGCAUGUCGUAAUUCUCUUUAUAUAUUCGCUCCGUGACCGCGUCCCGUAGGCUUACAUAUGAAAUGUUGCACUGGUAAUUUUACGACAAGUGUGAAAGCAGCCUGAAGAGGUUUUUUCAGUCAGGGAUCUCACGCUGACAGCACAAAUCAUUACCUGUAACUGCAACUACUGCUUUUUGGUAUCUAGAGAUUGGUAUAACCGCAUUCAAAAUUAUAAAUCCAUUGUGGAUUGUUUUUAAUCUUCCCCUAAGCACUUGUGCCCUUUAGAUAAAGAAAUAAUGAGAUUUUGUAGUCUAUUUAGAUUCACCACUGGCGGCAGAGUUUAUUCUAGAGAAGCUGAGUAGAAAACCUAUAAAAGUCAUUUGCACAUGAUCUACAGCAGCAGUUCUCAUAAAUUUGAAACCUCUUCGUUAGUUAGAUCAGGAAGAGGAGAGCGUUCAGGGCUGGAUUCGAGACCCGCUGAUCUACUGCACCAAAAUAUUUAUGCAAAUCAUGCCACUUUUACCAGUGACUCGAGAGUUAUGCAAUAGUACUGAGACUGUGGUGAGAUCUUAGAGGGAAACUCCACCCUGAAGCACAUCCUAAAUAUGUAUAGAAGUAAUUAUUUGUCAGGUGUUUCGAGAUCCUGGUGCUAUUUGGUUAGCUGAUGCCUUCUGAGAUCUUGUUAAAUACAAAGUUGCCAAAACAGAUACUUUAUUCUUUCAGUGUCAUAUUAAUGUGGAGUCCAACAAAGAGGUAGCAAAGACUUUACAGUAAAAAAAAAAUCAAAAAUGCAUUACGCAUUACAGAAACCCAGCUCAGCUAAUUAACGAUCUGCGAGAUGGCGAGAUGACAAGGCGACGGCAUGGACGGCAAUUCUGACAUGAAAGCUUAUUUUAGAAACUGACCUGUUUGAUGAGGAGGUGAGAGAUCCGGACAGACUAAAGGAUUAAAGUGUCACCACAUUGCUCUCUGUAGAAAGAGGGCUAAGUCCCACUGGACACCUAUUAGCAUAGCAUUGUGGGUAAUAUAGGAAACUAUUCAACGACACCAACAUAGAACAAUGUGUCGAUGGAAGAAAUGUACAAUUUAAUUUAUACACAUUAAUAUGCAAAAUAUUCAGGGUGGAUUUUUCUUUUAAGCUCUGUUUCACUGAAUUAGACCAUAGAAGGAAUAGAGAUUUUAUUAUUAUUAUUAUUAUUAUUAUUAUUAUUAUUAUUAUUAUUAUUAUAUUUGCACAUUAGCAUUUUUUAUUGUUUUGUGUUACUAAUUGACAAUUUAUUUAUGUUUUUUUUUUGCAGCAAUGCAUUUGUGCAGGUUUAAAAUUUAACAUGGACCGUUCUUUCAGUAGGAAUGUUGUUAUAAUUGUUGUUUGGACAUUUUUAUGCUUAACUUUUAAUCUGCACUGAAAAAAAGAAGAAGAAGAAGAAGAAUUUUCUUACAGCUUUCCGUCUUGCCCUCUGCGUCCCUCAAAAGCCUGUAACUCAGUUAAACCUUAGUAUUAUAUAAAAACGUAGAUCUCGUUGUGUUUUCUUUCUUCCAGAAUAUCGUUAUGACACUAAGACCAUCUGCCCAUAUAUCUCAUCAAUUUACACUGUGCAAGAGUGUGCCUUUUUUAUCUCGGGAUCUUUUCAUUUUGUAUUUAAAUCUCCGGUUGUUUGCAGAUGUUCUUUUCUAUAACGGGACAAUUAAUUAGGGCGAAUCCUGAGGCGCUUUUGCUCUUCCUGUGACGUGUAAAUAUAUUAGUAUAAAAUAUCUAAUGACCGAAGGUCGUCGCGGACGACUUCAGAGUUAAUCCAGCAGUUGUGUCUCAGUGUUUGAUAUUAAAGUGCGAUGUUUCUUGUGCAGCUUUUGAAAGAGAUAUUUUGAAGGUAUUCAAUGUACAGUGCUGGUCUUUUUCCGUGUAUAUUACUGUCAGUGGAUCUGAUUUCUUUGCUACAGAACGAAAGACUAUAAGCCAUGCUGUACGAUUUUUAAGGCAGAACUUUUUAUCCAUGAAAGUUACAGACCUCCGUGUGGACUUUGAACCGCUGCCUGAUGUCUGUUUCUAACAUUCAAACCACACUCACUCUACUGUACAAAGAUAUAUUUUACCCCCCAUGUGUUUUCCGAUGCAAAAACCUCUCCUGAAAAUGAUCAGUUACACUUUGUCUCAGUCUCUGAUCGUAAUAAGUGUCAAAGGACAGAUAUAUGGAAAUGCUUCCAGUGUGAAUGAAGAAAGGAUAAAAGGACAAAACCCUUUAAGAGAACGCUGUGAAAGACACACGGUAUGACACGACCAGCCGUCUGCCUGCUUGUCAUCGCUGUUGUUAAUCCUGUCAUGACUGUGUGCAGUUUUUUCCAUGUAUGUGUACAGUGUUUUGAGACACUCGAACAUCAGCAUCGCUUAAUAAAAUGAUGCUUUACUCAA
Molecule: messenger RNA, 4997 nt
Organism: Tachysurus vachellii
Lineage: Eukaryota; Metazoa; Chordata; Actinopteri; Siluriformes; Bagridae
Gene: pip4k2ab
Product: phosphatidylinositol-5-phosphate 4-kinase, type II, alpha b
Exons: 11
Coding region: 749-2077 (442 amino acids)
Biological process (GO): phosphatidylinositol metabolic process
Molecular function (GO): phosphatidylinositol kinase activity
Source: RefSeq, a predicted model, not a curated record